ACGACGGGGGGAGGUGCUGUACGUCCAAGAUGGCGGCGCCCUGUAGGCUGGAGGAACUGUGAGGUAAACAGCUGAGGGGGAGGAGACGGUGGUGACCAUGAAAGACACCAGGUUGACAGCACUGGAAGCUGAAGUACCAAUUUUCCCCAGAACAGUCUGGUAGUGGCCCUAAUGAAGAGCCUUCAGAGCCUGUAGCACACAUCCUGGAGCCGGCACAGCACCUUCGUGUGAGAGAAUGGCCCAACAAGCGAACGUCGGGGAGCUCCUCUCCAUGCUGGACUCCCCGAUGCUGGGUGUGCGUGAUGACGUGACAGCUGUCUUUAAGGAGAACCUCAAUUCUGACCGUGGUCCCAUGCUUGUUAACACCUUGGUGGAUUAUUACUUGGAUACCAAUUCUCAGCCAGUAUUGCACAUCCUGACUACCUUGCAAGAGCCACAUGACAAGCACCUCUUGGACAAAAUUAACGAAUAUGUGGGCAAAGCCACCACUCGGUUAUCCAUCCUCUCAUUACUGGGGCAUGUCAUAAGACUGCAGCCAUCUUGGAAGCAUAAGCUCUCUCAAGCACCUCUUUUGCCUUCUUUACUAAAAUGUCUCAAGAUGGACACUGAUGUCGUGGUCCUCACUACAGGUGUCUUGGUGUUGAUAACUAUGCUACCAAUGAUUCCACAGUCUGGGAAGCAGCACCUCCUUGAUUUCUUUGACAUUUUUGGCCGCCUUUCAUCAUGGUGCCUGAAGAAACCAGGCCACGUGGCAGAAGUGUAUCUCGUCCAUCUCCAUGCCAGUGUGUAUGCGCUCUUCCAUCGCCUUUAUGGAAUGUACCCUUGCAACUUCGUCUCCUUUCUGCGUUCUCACUAUAGCAUGAAAGAAAACCUGGAGACUUUUGAAGAAGUGGUCAAGCCAAUGAUGGAGCAUGUGCGAAUUCAUCCGGAAUUAGUGACUGGAUCAAAGGACCACGAACUGGACCCUCGAAGGUGGAAGAGAUUAGAAACUCAUGACGUUGUAAUAGAGUGUGCCAAAAUCUCUCUGGACCCUACAGAAGCCUCAUAUGAAGAUGGCUAUUCUGUGUCUCACCAAAUCUCAGCCCGCUUUCCUCAUCGUUCCACUGAUGUCACCGCCAGCCCUUAUGUUGACACACAGAAUAGCUAUGGGAAUGCUACUUCUACCCCUUACUCUACUCGGCUGACGUUGUUAAACAUGCCAGGGCAGCUACCUCAGUCUCUGAGUUCCCCGUCGACACGGCUGAUAUCUGAGCCCCCACAAGUAUGGAGUCAAGCUACUGUUUGGAGCCCAUCUAUGGUUUGUGGUAUGACCACUCCUCCAACUUCUCCUGGAAAUGUCCCACCUGAUUUGUCACACCCUUACAGUAAAGUCUUUGGUACAACUGGUGGAAAAGGAACUCCUUUGGGAACCCCGGCAACCUCUCCUCCUCCAGCCCCACUCUGCCAUUCGGAUGACUAUGUGCACAAUUCACUCCCCCAGGCCACAGUUACGCCCCCCAGGAAGGAAGAGAGAACAGAUUCUGCAAGGCCAUGUCUACAUAGACAACAUCAUCUUGCGAAUGACAGAGGAUUAGAAGAGCUAUCAGGCAGCAAAGGUGCUGUCACUCUAAGUGAUCUUCCAGGGUUUUUAGGUGAUUUGGCCUCUGAAGAAGAUAGUAUUGAAAAAGAUAAAGAAGAAGCUGCAAUAUCUAAAGAACUUUCUGAGAUCACUACAGCAGAGGCCGAGCCCAUGGUUCCUCGAGGAGGUUUUGACUCUCCCUUCUACCGAGAUAGUCUCCCAGGCUCUCAGCGGAAGACCCAUUCAGCAGCCUCCAGUGCUCAGGGUGCCUGCGUGAACCCUGAGCCUCUGCACUCCUCCCUGGACAAGCUUGGGCCUGACACACCAAAGCAAGCCUUUACUCCCAUAGACCUCCCUUGUGGCGGUGCUGAUGAAAGCCCUGCUGGAGACAGGGAACGCCAGACUUCCUUGGAGACCAGUAUCCUCACUCCUAGCCCUUGUAAAAUUCCACCUCAGCGGGCAGUGGGCUUUGGGAGCGGGCAGCUUCCCCCGUACGAUCAUCUUUUUGAGGUGGCCUUGCCAAAGACAGCCCAUCAUUUUAUCAGCAAGAAGACUGAGGAACUGUUAAGGAAAGCAAAAGGAAAUGCCGAGGAAGAUUUCAUGCCCUCUACCUCCCCCUUGGAAGUACUGGACAGGCUGAUACAGCAGGGAGCAGAUGCACACAGCAAGGAGCUGAACAAGUUGUCUUUACCCAGCAAGUCUGUCGACUGGACCCAUUUUGGAGGCUCUCCUCCCUCAGAUGAGAUCCGCACCCUCCGAGACCAGUUGCUUUUACUGCACAACCAGCUACUGUAUGAGCGUUUCAAGAGGCAGCAGCACGCUCUCCGGAACAGGCGGCUGCUGCGCAAGGUGAUCAAAGCAGCAGCUCUGGAGGAACAUAACGCUGCCAUGAAAGAUCAGUUGAAGUUACAAGAGAAAGACAUCCAGAUAUGGAAGGUUAGUCUGCAGAAAGAACAAGCCAGAUACAGUCAGCUUCAGGAACAGCGUGACACUGUGGUAACCCAGCUCCACAGCCAGAUCCGACAGCUGCAGCAUGACCGAGAAGAAUUCUACAACCAGAGCCAGGAAUUACAGACAAAGCUGGAGGACUGCAGGAACAUGAUUGCAGAGCUGCGGAUAGAACUAAAGAAGGCCAACAACAAGGUGUGUCACACCGAACUGCUGCUCAGUCAAGUUUCUCAGAAGCUCUCAAAUAGUGAGUCGGUCCAGCAGCAGAUGGAGUUCUUGAACAGGCAGCUGUUGGUUCUUGGGGAGGUCAACGAGCUGUAUUUGGAGCAACUGCAGAACAAGCAUUCAGACACCACCAAGGAAGUAGAAAUGAUGAAAGCUGCAUAUCGGAAAGAACUAGAAAAAAACAGAAACCAUGUUCUCCAGCAGAAUCAGAGGCUUGAUACCUCCCAGAAACGAAUUUUGGAACUGGAAUCUCAUCUGGCUAAGAAGGACCACCUUCUUCUGGAACAGAAGAAGUAUUUAGAGGAUGUCAAACUUCAGGCAAGAGGACAACUGCAGGCUGCAGAGAGCAGGUAUGAGGCACAGAAAAGGAUAACCCAGGUGUUUGAAUUGGAGAUCUUAGAUUUAUAUGGCAGAUUGGAGAAAGAUGGCCUCCUGAAAAAACUUGAAGAAGAAAAAACAGAAGCAGCUGAAGCAGCAGAAGAAAGGCUUGACUGUUGUAAUGAUGGCUGCUCAGAUUCCAUGGUAGGGCACAAUGAAGGGGCAUCUGGCCACAACGGUGAGACCAAGACCCCUCGGCCUGGGAGCACCCGGGGCAGUAGUGGAAGUCGAGGAGGCGGAGGCAGCAGCAGCAGCAGCAGUGAGCUUUCCACCCCAGAGAAACCUCCCAGUCAGAGGGCAGGCCCAUUCAGCAGUCGGUGGGAGAUGACCAUGGGAGAGCCCUCUACCAGCAUCCCCACAACUGUGGGCUCACUUCCCAGCUCGAAGAGCUUCCUGGGUAUGAAGGCCCGAGAGUUGUUUCGUAAUAAGAGUGAAAGCCAGUGUGAUGAGGACGGUGUGACCAUCAGUAGCCUUUCUGACAGCCUAAAGACAGAACUGGGCAAAGAUUCGGGUGUGGAAGCCAAGACUCCCCUGAACCUUGACGGCCCACACCCAUCUCCCCCAAACCCAGACAGUGUUGGACAGCUACGUAUCAUGGACUACAAUGAGACUCAUCAUGAACACAGCUAAGGAUGAGGGUCAAUCAGUGUUAACUUGCGUAUUGUUGGCACAGAACAGGAGGUGUGAAUGCACGUUUCAAAGCUUUCCUAUUUCUGGGGUCUGAGUGGCUGGUUCCUGCGGCAGAAGUGGGAUGGCGGUCCUGGACAGCUGCCUUAAUGCAGAAUGGUUUUUGGAUCUGGCGCUGAGCUGCCUCUUGGCCUUCCCCUCGACCCAUCCCAACCUCUCUUUCAUUUACCUGGCAGUGUAUACUAAUCCGAGGGCCAGUCGCGUUCCUCAGUACCUUUUCUUCCUUUCCUCCCAAAUGGUUGCAUCCUUUGAACCUGUGCAACAUGAGGCCAAAUUUAAUCUUUGA
Carlito syrichta (Philippine tarsier) is the source of this 4082-nucleotide messenger RNA. It is a transcript of the gene TSC1, whose product is annotated as tuberous sclerosis 1. The transcript has 23 exons. Gene Ontology annotation, biological process: negative regulation of TOR signaling; regulation of cell cycle; negative regulation of cell population proliferation. Lineage: Eukaryota; Metazoa; Chordata; Mammalia; Primates; Tarsiidae. Bases 236 to 3739 code for a protein of 1167 amino acids. Gene Ontology annotation, cellular component: TSC1-TSC2 complex. The record is from RefSeq and is a predicted model, not a curated record.